Messenger RNA from Papaver somniferum (opium poppy), 2899 nucleotides. Its product is annotated as trafficking protein particle complex subunit 2-like. NCBI's taxonomy places the organism in Eukaryota, Viridiplantae, Streptophyta, Magnoliopsida, Ranunculales, Papaveraceae. The transcript has 4 exons. Gene Ontology annotation, cellular component: TRAPP complex; cytoplasm; nucleus. Gene Ontology annotation, molecular function: protein binding; RNA binding. Bases 439 to 2772 code for a protein of 777 amino acids. Gene Ontology annotation, biological process: endoplasmic reticulum to Golgi vesicle-mediated transport; RNA modification. The record is from RefSeq and is a predicted model, not a curated record.
UCUUUACUUCUAGAAGUCAUCCCCAAAUUGACUUCUUCUAUUUUGUCUUCCAGAAGUCAAAGUUAUUCUUGACCUAUUUCUUACUUUACAUCCAAACAGGCUAUUCUGUCAAAGUUAUUUCUGUGACAAAAGCCGUGUAAAAACGAAGGGGGUAAAUAUCGUGUACCGAAGAGCUUGUAGCACACAGCAAUUUUUAGGUUUCUCCAAUAAACUUUGUCCCGCCCGAUUUAGAACAAAAAUUAGGGUUUUAAGGAUACUCAGAAUUCUUUUGCAAAAAUCAGCAGUAGGUUCCAGAAUCAUACAUCAUACUUCAAGACAAGAUUUGAUAUGAGUUUUCGUUCGUUUUGCUGUUUGCAAUAUGUUAUUCUGCUAGAGGAAGGGGGUACGACAAUUUCAACAUGUUUUUGCUGACUGCUUAUACGGUGUUGAAAUCUUCUAAUGUUUUCCCUCCAUUAUAGAUUCCGUAACUGUUUCCUAGAACAAGAUCAAGUGUUAGCAAGUUUCAAGAACUUCCUCUCUCUGAAACAUGGAUUCCAUUCUUCCGUCCAUAUUCCUCGUCCAAAUCCGUCUUCUCUUAACCGUUCAAUGCUUUCUUAUUUACACAAUAAUCGUCCAUCCUUGGCUCUUGAAACACUAAGAAAGCAGAUUCAGUUUGGUGGUACGAGUGGAUUAAAUGAGAACACCAUUGCCAUUGCUUUUAAAUCUUGUUGUGGAAACCUAAAAACUGGUUCUCAAAUACAUGGCUUGACAAUAUCAGCUGGAUUCAAUUCCUAUGUUACCGUUCAUAAUUCGUUGAUUAGUUUCUAUUGUAAAUCUGGGCAGUUUAAACAAGCUUUUGAUAUUUUUAGGAGUCUAGAAAACCCAGACAUUGUGUCUUGGAAUACCAUUCUUUCGGGUUUCCAAUGUAGUGAAGAUGCUGCAGAGUUUGCUGUUGAAAUGCAUCGAAAAGGGGUUGUUUUUGAUGCAGUAACGUAUACAACUAUAAUUUCCUUUUGUUCAGAUCCUCCAGAGCUUCUUGGAAUUCAGAUUCACUCUCAGAUACUAAAAUCUGGGUUUGGGGCUGAAAAUUAUGUGGGUAACGCUCUUAUAACAAUGUAUUCAAGGUGGUGCCGACUAGAAGAAGCUAAAAUGGUGUUUAAUGAAAUGGCUUAUAGAGAUUUGGUUUCUUGGAAUGCAGUUAUCUGUGGAUAUGUGCAAGAAGGAAAUAAUGGACUGGAGGCUAUUUUGCUUUUCGUGGAUAUGGUAAAAGAAGGUUUGAAGCUCGAUCAUGUUUCAUUUUCAAGUGCAAUAUCAGCCUGUGGUCAUGUAAAAAACUUGGAUAUGGGGAGACAAGUACACAGUUUAGCUUUGAAAACUGGGUAUGGUGUUCAUGUCUCAGUAUGUAAUGUUCUGAUUUCGAUGUAUUCGAAAUGUGAGAUUACCCACAGUGCUAAAAUGGUUUUUGAGAGUAUGACUGAUCGAAAUGUGGUGUCAUGGACUACCAUGAUUUCGCUAAAUGAAGAAACUGCAGUUUCUCUAUUUAAAGAAAUGCAACUUGAUGGAGUUUGUCCAAAUGAAGUCACUUAUGUGGGGCUAAUCCAAGCAAUAUCUAGUCAAGAUUUAGUGGAAGGAGGAAAAUUGAUUCAUGGGUGUUGUAUUAAGACAGGGUUUAUAACCAAAUUGAAUGUUUCUAACAGUUUCAUAACCAUGUACGCUAAGUUUGAAUAUAUGGAAGAAGCAAGGAAAGUGUUUAAUGAGUUAAGUCACGGAGAGAUUGUUUCAUGGAAUGCUUUGAUUUCUGGUUAUGCUCAAAAUGGGCUAUAUCAAGAAGCUUUGGAGACAUUUUUGUCUGCAAUUAUGGAGUUCUUACGACCAAACAAAUUCACCUUCGGUAGUGUAUUGAAUGCGAUUGCAUCUGCCGAACCUGUGUCACUAAGACAUGGACGACGCUGCCAUUCCCACAUUAUCAAGCUAGGCGUACACACAGAAAUUAGUGUUUUAGGAGCUUUGCUGGAUAUGUACGCUAAACGUGGAAGUAUUGAUGAAUCUAGGGCUGUUUUUGAGGAGACUACAGAGAGAAGCUUAGUUGCUUGGACUGCAAUAAUUUCGGCUUAUUCAAGACAUGGGGAUUUCGAAACUGUGAUGAGCUUAUACGAGGAGAUGAUUGAAGAAGGAGUAAAGCCAGAUUCGAUUACAUUUCUUCCAAUAUUAGCAGUCUGUGGUCGAAGAGGAAUGGUUGACAUGGGUAUGAAAAUCUUCAACUCCAUGGUGAAUGAUCAUAAAAUUGAGCCUUCACCUGAGCAUUAUUCGUCAAUGGUGGAUAUGUUAGGAAGAGCUGGUCGGUUGGACUUAGCAGAAGAAUUUAUGGAUAAAAUGCCAACAAAACCUGGACUGCCAGUGUUGCAGAGCUUGCUUGGGUCUUGUAGAACUCAUGGUAAUGUUGAGCUGGGUAUAAAAGUCGGAGAAGUUCUAAUUGGGAUGGAACCAGAGGAGUCUGGUUCUUAUGUAUUGAUGUCUCAUAUGUAUGCAGAGAAAGGAGAGUGGGAGAAAGUAGCAAAGAUAAGGAAAGGGAUGAGAGACAAAGGAGUGAAGAAACUAACAGGGUUAAGUUGGGCAGAUGUUGGUGAGGUGCAUGGUUCUAUGUAUAUGCAUGGUUUCUGUUCAGAGGAUAAAUCUCAUCCACAAACUGAAGAUAUAUAUAAAAUGGUAGAAUAUAUAGGGUUGGAGAUGAAGCUGUUAGAGAUGCAAAAUCAGAGAAUCGGGAAAGACAAUAUAUAUUUAUAUAAUGGCUGAAAGUUUGCGAUUUAUACCGAAGGUUAUUCUACUAAAGGAAGGGGUUAUGGCAACUACAGCAUGUUUUGUUAUUGUUAGCAAGAAUGACAUUCCCGUUUAUGAAGCUGAAGUUGGCUCUGCUCUCAGA